Parathielavia appendiculata is the source of this 840-nucleotide messenger RNA. RefSeq lists its product as uncharacterized. The transcript has a single exon. Lineage: Eukaryota; Fungi; Ascomycota; Sordariomycetes; Sordariales; Chaetomiaceae. The coding region runs from base 1 to 840 and encodes 279 amino acids. The record is from RefSeq and is a predicted model, not a curated record.
AUGCAUAGUCCAUCGCUCGUCGCCCUCGUCGCCCUUGGCCCCUUGUUGGCCUCGGCAGCCGAAUGCACGCGUGAAUUCCUCAAGACGAGCGCCGACAGCUUGGUAGCGGCACAGACAGCCGGAGAUCCAAGCCUGCUCAAGCCCGUCUCCCCGGGGCUCAUCUACCACGAGAACUUUGCCGCGGCCGCCUUGCAGUCGGGCAUCCUAGCCUCUCCCAUCAAGAUCGACCACAGCCGCCACAGCCUCGACACGACGCAAUGCGCGACCUACACGGAACUGAUUUCGGCCACGGGCGCAAAGCCAUACGUGCUAGGCACCCAAAUGUGGUUCGACCCCGAGGCCGGCGCCAUUUCCAAGAUGGACACGCUCAUAAGCACGACGGGCGACUGGCUCUUCAACGCCACGGGCACGCUGCACUGGGCCUCUCGAGAAGACUGGGGCGCCAUCCCCGAGUCCCAGCGUAAUCCGCGCGCCGUCAUCCAGGCGGCCGCCGACGCCUACUGCGACAUUUUUAGUGAUAAGAGCGUGGUUGUGCCGUGGGGCAGGCCGUGCGCCAGACUGGAGGGCGGCGCGUACACGGGCAACGGCGGGCCCAACGACAGAUGCGACGUCGGGAUUCCGAGCGGUGCGAGUCUUGUGGAUAGAAGAUAUGUCAUUGACGAGACGGUCGGGGCGGUCUCGGUGUUCUUGAGUUUCUCGGGCAUUCCGGAUAGUCAUGAGUUUCGGGUUGAGGGCGGCAAGCUGCGCUACGUGCACACCAUUACCGUCAUGAGCGCCAGGGGGGAUGGGAAGGGCAAGGGCAGGAGGAGGGCGAGAGGUGUCAUGAGUCCUCCCGUGUAG